AUGGGCCAAUGUGGAGUGUGUUUAACGACAUUUCUUGGAUUUGCUGCGAUAGUCUUAACAAUAACAGGUAGUAUCAUGUUUGGGAUACAACGUCACAAAGAAAAUUAUUUUGUGGAAAAUAACUGUUUGGUGUUGAAAGAGGAAAUCAUUAUACAUUCAUGUUCGAACUAUGCGAUUUGUUAUGUGCCUAUAUGGACUGUUCAAUAUGAUAGAAAGUUGGUUACGAUAAGCAAUAGUACAACACUUGUUCGAAUCAUGGGUUCGUAUUUACGUAAAUAUGUGGACGCAUUGGAUGAAUUAGAACUACAUCCCAUCAACUCUAGUCACAAAUGUUACCAUGACAAACGAACAAGCGAGAAUACUGCUCAAUGGGACAAGCCUAGUUCGACAAAUGGUUUAAUUGUUCUUGUCGUUGGAUGUGUCUUGAUAUUCACUACUAUUGUUGCAUGCUCUAUUAUGUUUUUCAUGCACAGAUAA
Messenger RNA from Adineta ricciae, 477 nucleotides. The record is from the annotation of a GenBank genome assembly. Lineage: Eukaryota; Metazoa; Rotifera; Eurotatoria; Adinetida; Adinetidae.